AUGGAAGAUAAUAUUGAUCCAGGCCCUUCGGCGGAAGUGAGCGAGAGAGAGAGAAAUAUUGGCUCAGAUGAAAAUAAUCCAGAUCAAGAGAAUAUUGAAAUUGAAAAUACGAAUGAUUUAAAUUCUGAGGUGAAUUUAAAUUUAGAUUCAAAAUUUAAUGGUGAUUUAAGGCAAGAGAAUAACGAUGAAUCCGAUUCCAAAGUGAAUGAGAGAUUACAUCCCUAUAUUACUGAUGCCAGAGAAUCGCCUGUUCCUGAGUUCGAUGAUGAUGAUGAAGAAGAAGAAGAUGAUGAUUCGGAAGAGUAUGAUUUGACAGAAGAUGAAGAUGAUCUUCAAGAUCCUGAAACUUUAGCCUCAACCAUUAUCCAUGAAAUUCAGGAAGGUACCUACUCAUGUUUGGUUUGUACAGGGGAGAUAGAUCAGUUUUCAGAAAUAUGGUCUUGCUCCAGCUGUUACAGGGUAUAUGAUUUGGAAUGUAUCAAUGAUUGGGCCAUUAGAGGUUCUUCAACCAAUAAAACUACUAAAGAAUGGAGAUGUCCAUCAUGUAAUGUUGCAACCAAAAUCAUACCCAAGACUUUUAAAUGUUGGUGUGGUAAAGUCACCAACCCAGAAGCUAAUUCAUUCUUACCAUUUAGUUGUGGGAAUACAUGUAAUCAUAAAUAUGAUGAUUGUAUUCAUGGAUGUAGUUCAGAAUGUCAUCCCGGAGCCCAUCCAAUUUGUGGUGCUUUAGGACCUCUUAUGAAAUGUCAAUGUGGAAAAGAGUCAAGACAAUUACCAUGUUUGAUAACUCCUUACGAAGAUGGAUGGGAAUGUGAAUCACCCUGUGAUACUAUUAUUUGUAAUUUGAAUCAUCCAUGCAAAAGAGGUUGUCAUUCUGGAUUUUGUGGUCCAUGUGAUGAAAAAUUAUCCUUACCAUGUUAUUGUGGAAAGCAUAUUUUAGAUAUUGAAUGUGCUAACAUUGAUCCAAAACAAUGUCAAGAUGCAACAGAAAAAUCAUGGAUCGGAGUUGGUACUUGUACAGAAAAGACCGUCCUUUAUUAUGAUUGUCAAAUUCAUUCAGAAGAGUUAACUUGUCAACCGUUACCGGAUAAACUUAAAGUAUGUAAACUUGAUCCAUCCCAAAUUUCAACCUGUUAUUGUGGUCAAACUCCCGUUGCAAUUGAAGGUAGAACAAGUUGUACUGAUCCUGUCCCUACUUGUGAAAAGAGGUGUAAUAAAUUAUUACCAUGUGGAUGUACAUGUUUACUUCAAUGUCAUGCUGGUGAAUGUGAAUGUUAUAAUAUCUUUGAUGUUAAAUGUGCCUGUGAACAUGAACUGUUCUCGGUUCCUUGUAAAUUUAUUCAACAAGGCUAUAAACCAAAAUGUCGUCAUAGAUGCCUGGCAUUGCUUAGUUGUCGUAAGCACUAUCACAGAGAAGAGUGUUGUCCAGCAGAACAAACUGCUAUGAAGAGAGAAAGAGAAAAGAAAAAGGCUAUAAGAAAUAACACCAGAUCAAACUUUAAUGACGAAGUGAUGACUAUAGAGUCAGAACACAUUUGUACCAAGACGUGUAAUAGACUUAAAUCAUGUGGAAAGCAUUAUUGUGAUGCCUUAUGUCAUAGUGGACCUUGUCCAGUAUGUUUAGAAUCGACUGAUGAAGAUUUGAUAUGUCAUUGUGGAAAAACCGUGAUCGAGGCACCUGUUAGAUGUGGUACUGUACUUGUAUGUCAUGAACAGUGUGUCAGACAACCAGCUUGUGGUCAUAGACCUGAGAUUCAUGAAUGUCAUGAUGAUUCUGUACCAUGUCCUGGAUGUACUGUGUCCGUCAAAAAGACAUGUAAUUGUGGUUUAAAAGAUGAUUUACCUGGUAUUCUUUGUCUACAAGAAAAUGUCUCUUGUGGUAUUCAAUGUAAGAAGUCUAAAGCUUGUGGUCAUCCUUGUUUGAGAGUAUGUUCUAGCAGAUGUACUGUUGAUGAUGUUCAUAACAGUUCAACAUUAUGUCAAUCUCCAUGCAGUAAAGUUAGAACCAAUUGCCCUCAUUUAUGUAAGUUGAAAUGUCAUUUUAAUAAACCAGGUCAAAGUAUUAAAUGUGAUGCAAGAAAAUGUCCUGAGUUGAUUCAAGUUAGUUGUGAAUGUGGAUUAAUCAAAUCAAAAAUACCAUGUGGAGCAACUUUAGAAGAACAAUCUGCGAUUGGAACUGUAUUAGAAUGUACUGAAGAAUGUAUUCGUUCCAAACGUGAUGCCGAGUUAAGAGCAGCUUUGAAUGUUUCGAAAGAUGAAAUUAAACUUGCCAGUGAUGACAUUCCUUAUUCAAAUAGUGUCAUAUCUACAUAUGAAAGACAAAGUGUAUGGUGUGGCAGAAUUGAAGAUUUGAUCAGAACGUUCAUAGAUGAUUAUAAUGUUCAAUUAGAUAAUGGUAUUAAAUCUCCCAAGAGAUCUCAUCAUUUCCCACCAAUGAAUUCCCCACAGAGACAAUUUGUUCAUGAAUUAUGUGAGGCAUUUAAUUUGUAUCUGGAGUCACAAGACGAAGAACCAAAGCGGUCUAUAUUUAUAGUGAUUACCAGAAACACCAAGAUUCCAUUAUUAACCAUUAAAGAAGCUAAGAGAAUCAGAGAUGAUAUUAUACUGGAACAAAAUAAAGCUGCAGAAUUAAAGAAAGCUGAGAUUGAUGCAUCAACAUUUAACGCUUUAGUCAUCGAAGAUGUGUUCUUUGGUAUUGUUAUUGAUGAUUUAAAAGAAGAGUUAAAGGACGCGGUAGAGAACUCAGGUAUUAGUAAACCAACUUUCCAAUGGAUGAAGGGAUCUACAUUUGUAUUUUAUUCAGAGGAUAAUUACAAAACUUGCACAACCAAUCACGAAGAUGAAUUAUAUUUGUUAAUGAAAUCAUUUAAGAAUAUCCUUCGAAUGAAAUCAUUAGCUUUUGAUUGUAAAUUAUGUUUAAUUGAUGAAGAAGUAUCAUAUAUUUUGAAAAUAGAUGAUAAAUUAAAGCCUUCCAAAGAUUUACUGCCUGUCCCAAGACCCGUCAGUGCUAAUGCAUUUGAAGCUCUACAAUUAGAUGAUGAUAAUAAUUAG
Scheffersomyces coipomensis is the source of this 3051-nucleotide messenger RNA. RefSeq lists its product as uncharacterized. Lineage: Eukaryota; Fungi; Ascomycota; Pichiomycetes; Serinales; Debaryomycetaceae. The coding region runs from base 1 to 3051 and encodes 1016 amino acids. The transcript has a single exon. The record is from RefSeq and is a predicted model, not a curated record. Gene Ontology annotation, biological process: negative regulation of transcription by RNA polymerase II. Gene Ontology annotation, molecular function: RNA polymerase II transcription regulatory region sequence-specific DNA binding; zinc ion binding; DNA-binding transcription factor activity, RNA polymerase II-specific. Gene Ontology annotation, cellular component: nucleus.